This is a messenger RNA of Cutaneotrichosporon oleaginosum, 1527 nucleotides long. RefSeq lists its product as uncharacterized. NCBI's taxonomy places the organism in Eukaryota, Fungi, Basidiomycota, Tremellomycetes, Trichosporonales, Trichosporonaceae. Gene Ontology annotation, biological process: amino acid transmembrane transport. The record is from RefSeq and is a predicted model, not a curated record. Gene Ontology annotation, cellular component: membrane. Gene Ontology annotation, molecular function: amino acid transmembrane transporter activity.
AUGAAGCCCCGCCACAUCCAGCUGAUCGGUAUCGGCGGCGCGAUUGGUACUGGUCUCUUCGUCGGAACGGGCACCUCGCUCUCGAACGCGGGCCCGCUGUCCCUCGUCCUCGGCUACGCGAUCUACGGUGCCCUCGUGCUCAUGACCUUCAACGCGAUGGGCGAGAUGACGUCGUAUCUGCCCGUUGACGGGUCGAUUCUCGUCUUUGCCGGCCGCUUCGUUUCCAGCUCGUACGCGUUUUCCAUGGCAUGGCUCUGUUUCUGGAAUAACGCAAUCACCGUCGCGGCUGAGGCGACGGCGAUCGCGUCCAUCAUCAAGUUCUGGAACGAAGACAUCAACUCGGGCGUGUGGUGUGCCCUCUUCGUUGUGUCGAUUAUCCUCAUUAACAUGUGGGGCUCGCGCUGGUUCGGCGAGGCUGAGUUCUGGUUCUCGACGUUCAAAGUUCUCCUCGUGUUCAUCAUCAUGUUCUUCACGUUCAUUACUAUGCUCGGCGGCAACCCGCAGAAGGACCGCUACGGCUUCCGCUACUGGAAGAAUCCGGGUGUCAUGCGCGAGUAUCUCGUGCCCGGCAACAUGGGGCGGUUCCUCGGCUUCUGGUCCGUCUUCAUCCAGGCCGCGUUUGCCUACGGCGGCCCAGACAUGAUCGCCAUGACGGCCGGCGAGGCGCGGUACCCCCGCCGCGUCCUGCCCAACGUAUUCAACCGCGUCAUCUUCCGUCUCCUCUUCUUCUACAUCGGUGGCACUUUUUGCAUCGGUACACUUGUUCCCUACACCGACCCAAACCUCACGGGUAACGGCGGCAAGGGCACGCCGCCCAUCGUUAUUGGCGCCGACCGCCUUGGCGUCCCUGUCCUUCCACACAUUAUCAACGCGAUUAUCCUCACCUCGGCGUGGUCGGCCGGCUGCUGCCUGACCUUUACAGCGUCGCGCAACCUCUACGCGGCUGCGAUCAACGGGCACGCGCCGCGCCUCUUCCUCGUCUCCUUCCGUGGUGUCCCCAUCAACGCGAUCAUCGCCGUGACGAUCGUCUCCUGCCUCUCCUUCAUGACUGUGAGCGACAAGGCCAUCACCGUCUUCACGUGGAUCACAAACAUUCUCGGCGGUAUGUGGAUCCUGAACCUGUGGCUUCAGAACGUGCUCUACCUCCGCUUCCGCGCCGGCUGCGACGCGCAAGGCAUCGACCGUAGCACGUUCCCCUACCGCCGCCGCGGGCAGCGCCUGUGCAGCUGGAUCUGCGUGUUCGCGUACGGCGUCAUCUUCCUCACGAACGGCUUCAAGGUGUUCAUGAAGGGCCGCUGGAGCAUCCGCGACUUCCUCUUCGCGUACCUCGUGCUCGGCCUCUUUAUUGUGCUGUACGUCGGGCACAUGGCCUACGAUGUGCUCCGGAACGGCGGGUCGUGGCGCCCCCUCAAGGGCGAGGACAUGGACUUCACCACCGGCAAGCGCGAGGUCGACGAGGACGAGCUCACGUACCCGCCCGUCGGCAAUACGCGGGGCGCACGCUUCGAGCGCUGGCUCUGGGGCUAG